Molecule: messenger RNA, 2497 nt
Organism: Manduca sexta (tobacco hornworm)
Lineage: Eukaryota; Metazoa; Arthropoda; Insecta; Lepidoptera; Sphingidae
Gene: DppIII
Product: dipeptidyl peptidase 3
Exons: 14
Coding region: 141-2456 (771 amino acids)
Biological process (GO): proteolysis
Cellular component (GO): cytoplasm
Molecular function (GO): metalloexopeptidase activity; dipeptidyl-peptidase activity
Source: RefSeq, a predicted model, not a curated record
GUUGGAGGUUGGCACUUGGCACAUCCGAAGGAACGAAUUAUUGUUUUUAUUCAAUAUUUUAUAUAAAGUUCAGUAAGUAUAGAUAAUUAUAACAUAUCGCUACAUAUUUAGUUAUUUCAGUUUCGAAAUUUGUAUACAUAAUGUUGCGGACUCUUACUAUUAACCUUAAAAAAUGCCGGCGGUCUAUAUUUGCUGAUUCACUUAUUGGCAAACAUUGUCGAUGCUCAUCUGGAACACAGAACACAAAACCCGUACAGCCGUUAAAAGUUAAUGGUCAGUGCUCUGCUAUGGCAGAAGACAAGUCACAUUUUCUAUUGCCUAACAAUCAGCGAUUUGUUGAGCUGGACAGCUCACAAGCAUUUAGCAAUUUAACAACACAGGAGCAAUUGUACGCCCAUUAUCUUAGCCAGGCGGCUUGGAAUGGUGGGCUUAUUGUUCUGCUCCAGACAAGUCCGGAAUCACCAAAAAUAUUCUCUCUAUUACAUAGGAUCUACAUAGCAGAACCUUUGGAAGAUCUAAAAAAAUCUGCUUUAGAGGCUGGAGUCUCUGAGGAUGAUUUUCAGGCAUUCCUCGUGUACUCUGGUGGAGUAUUUGCAAAUAGCGGUAAUUAUAAAGGUUUCGGUGACGUAAAAUUCAUUCCGAAUUUAUCUAAGGAGACAUUUGAGUUAAUCGUGAAGGCUUCUAAAGCGUAUGAAAAUGAUAACACGCACAUUACAAAACUGUGGCAAAACACACAGAACGCGAUCUACAGCAUCGCUCCAAGACUGGCUAGCUUAGGUUUAGCUGAUAAGGGUGUUACAACAUAUUUCUCAAGCAAUUGCACUGAAGAAGAUUCCAAUUUGGUUAACGACUGGAUGAAAACGAAGCGCAUCGAGGCAUACAUAUGCCGAACUUUUAAAACCACUGCCGAUGAUGGAUUACCUCUAUACACCAUCCACUUAGCCAGCGUGGACACAACGCCCAAACCCCCUUUAACAAUGGACAAAGAGCUGUACAAGGGUGCAUACUUCCAAGUGACACGAGGCGAUUACUCCCCGAUACUGAAGGUCGUAAACGAACAUUUGCUAAAGGCUCAAGAGUACGCCGCCAAUGACAAUGAAAAGAACAUGUUGAAGCAUUACGUGAACAGCUUCAAGGAGGGAGACCUGAAUGAGCAUAAGGAAGGCAGCAGGUUCUGGAUUAAGGACAAGGGACCUAUUAUUGAAACAUAUCAAGGUUUCAUCGAGACGUACCGCGACCCCAGCGGUCAGCGCGGAGAAUUCGAAGGUUUCGUCGCGAUGGUCAACAAAGAGAUGUCGAAAAAGUUCGGCGAUCUUGUCGACGGAGCCGAGCGGUUCAUUAAGCGGCUGCCGUGGGGCAGCGACCUCGAGAAGGACUCCUUCUUAAGACCUGACUUUACGAGCUUGGAUGUGCUGACUUUCUCGGGAAGUGGCAUCCCGGCCGGAAUCAAUAUUCCCAACUAUGAUGAAAUUCGCCAGAAUGAAGGGUUCAAAAAUGUAUCAUUAGGUAACGUUAUCCCUGCUGCGUACAAGGAGUCUGUUAUACCGUUUCUUUCGGAUGAAGACAAGAAACUGUUGGAAAAAUACAGGGUUGCCUCGUUUGAGGUGCAAGUCGGCCUGCACGAAUUAUUGGGCCACGGUAGUGGAAAACUUUUACGACAAAACGCUGACGGCACGUUUAACUUUGACACUGAAAAAGUCAAGAAUCCUCUUACAGGCAAUAAAAUAGAAUCAUGGUAUACUGACGGCGAGACUUACGACAGCAAGUUUACCACACUCGGGUCAGCGUUUGAAGAGUGCCGCGCGGAAGCUGUCGGCUUGUACUUGUCGCUAGACCCGGAGAUCUUGAAAGUAUUUGGGUAUGAAGGCAAAGAAGCAGAAGAUGUAACCUACGUGAACUGGCUGAGUUUGUUGUGGAAUGGUGCUGCCAAAGCAACUGAAAUGUACCAACCGUCCACCAAGACCUGGUUACAGGCACACGCGAGGGCUAGAUUUGUGUUAAUGCGUCUGUUAGAGCUGGAGGGUGACGGUCUUUUGACCAUCACUGAGGUGGAGCCCGCCAAGAACUUGCUGCUGACAUUGCAAAGAGAUCGCAUCGCCACUGACGGAAAGAAGAUUAUCGGCGACUUCCUGGUGAAAUUGCAAACGAUUAAGGCGACAGCGGACUUCGCGGCAGGCGAUCAGCUGUUCGACAAGUACAGCCGCUUGGACGAGCCGUGGGGCCGCUGGCGCGACAUCGUCGUUUUGCACAAGCAGCCGCGGAACAUCUUUGUGCAGCCCAACACCUUCCAUAAAGGCGAGGAAGUGGAGCUGAAGCGCUACCCGGCGAGUGCGGAGGGCAUGGUGUCGUCGUGGGUGGAGCGCUUCCCGUCCGCCGCCGUCGACGAGGUGCUCGAGCAGCUGGCCGAGGCAGACUCUAAGUACUACGCUGAACUACAAGCGAUACUAGACGCCUGAAUUGUUAUCUUAUUAACGUUAAAUAUACAUUCAAGUCAUUA